AUGCGCGAUCUCUCGUUUAUGAUUGGUGAGUGGCGAGGAGUGGGCAAGGGCAUUCUCCCCCACGGCCCUGCCUUCCAAUACGAGGAGGAUCUCGUCGUCGAAAACAUUGGUCAACCAAAUUUCGCAUACUCGGCAACUUCCUACAUUAACGGUGACCCCAAGCAUAGGGAGUCAGGUUUCAUUAAGUGCCACGAGAAUGGUCAGGUGGUAUUUUGUCUUGCGGAUAAUCUCGGCACUUGUACAGUGUUGCUGGGUUCUCUGACUACCGAUGGAGAGAAGAGCAAGACGCUUAUUUUAACCUCCGACACAACGUGCCGCGCACCGUCCAACAAGGAACCCUACGUAAUCGAGGUAAGCCAAUGA
This is a messenger RNA of Mesocestoides corti, 363 nucleotides long. Lineage: Eukaryota; Metazoa; Platyhelminthes; Cestoda; Cyclophyllidea; Mesocestoididae. The record is from the annotation of a GenBank genome assembly.